Molecule: messenger RNA, 3081 nt
Organism: Thamnophis sirtalis
Lineage: Eukaryota; Metazoa; Chordata; Lepidosauria; Squamata; Natricidae
Gene: ITK
Product: IL2 inducible T cell kinase
Biological process (GO): protein phosphorylation; intracellular signal transduction
Molecular function (GO): protein tyrosine kinase activity; ATP binding; protein binding
Source: RefSeq, a predicted model, not a curated record
AGACAGUUCAGUCUUUGUCUCUAAUUUCAUUUUCUUGGUGUCAUGUGUGGAAUAUUAAGAGCAGAUCCCUUUUCAUCCUGGAAUUUUGAUCAUUACAUGCUGGAAAUGAAUAAUUGUGUUCUUCUGGAAGAAGUACUGAUCAAAAAAUCUCAGCAGAAGAGAAGAACCUCCCCUUCCAACUUUAAAGUUCGAUUCUUCGUCUUAACAAAAUCAAGACUGGCAUAUUUUGAACGUCGUCCUGGGAAAAAAAGAAUUCUAAAGGGUUCAGUUGAACUAUCCAAGAUUAAAUGUGUAGAACUUGUAAAAAGUGAUGUCCCAGUUCCAUGUCACUAUAAAUAUCCUUUCCAGAUUUUUCAUGACAACUAUAUGCUCUACAUCUUUGCCCCCAACCUAGCAAGCUGCCAGAAAUGGGUCAUGGUUCUGAAAGAAGAAACUAGGAACAACACCACUUUGGUGUCAAAGUUUCACCCAGAUUUCUGGAUAGACGGACGAUGGAGAUGUUGUUCCCAGCUAGAAAAGAUGGCAACAGGCUGCAUGGAGUAUAUUCCAGCCAAGACUGCCUUUAGUAAACCUCUUCCGCCUACACCGGAGAAUAACAUGAAAUCAUCACUAGAUACCAAGGAAUCUUCAGUAAUUGCCAUUUAUGAUUAUAUUGCUCAGAAUUCUCAGGAAUUGACAUUACGAUGCAAUGAGGAAUAUUAUGUUAUUGAUAACUCUGAAGUCCAUUGGUGGUUGGUUGAGGAUAAGAAUGGGCAUGAAGGAUAUGUGCCAAGCAGCUACAUAGUAGAAAAAUCACCAGACAAUCUUCAAAUAUAUAACUGGUACAACAAGAAUAUCAACCGAACCAAAGCAGAAACAAUGCUCAGGGAAGAGAAUAAAGAAGGAGCUUUCAUGGUGAGAGACUCAAGGCAACCUGGCACCUAUACAGUCUCUGUCUUCACAAAAGCAUUAAACAAUGACAAUAGCUCUGUUAUAAAGCACUAUCACAUCAAGGAAACCAGUGACAAGCCCAAGAGAUAUUACUUGGCAGAGAAAUAUGUUUUUGAUUGUAUCCCGGAAUUGAUCAAUUAUCAUCAGUAUAAUGCAGGAGGUCUUGUUACUCGGUUGAGAUAUGCUGUCUCCACCUGGAGAGCAAAAGCCCCUGUUACAGCUGGAUUAAGUUAUGGCAAAUGGAUUAUUAAUCCGCAAGAACUAACAUUUGAACAGGAGAUUGGUGUUGGUGAGUUUGGGGUGGUUCAUCUUGGCAACUGGCUUGAUCGGAUGAAAGUGGCCAUAAAGACAAUUCGCACAGGAACAAUGUCAGAAGAAGACUUUAUUGAAGAGGCCCAAGUCAUGAUGAAACUUUCUCAUCCCAAAUUGGUCCAGUUACAUGGGGUAUGCCUGCAAAAUUCUCCUAUAUGUCUAGUAUUUGAGUUCAUGGAGUUUGGAUGUUUAUCUGAUUACCUGAAGAAGCAACGUGGAACCUUAUCAAAGGAAGAACUUCUUGGAAUGUGUCAAGAUGUGUGUGAGGGAAUGGCUUAUCUUGAGGAGGCAUCUUUCAUUCAUAGAGAUCUGGCUGCUCGGAACUGUUUGGUGGGCGAAUUUCAAGUUGUCAAAGUGUCAGAUUUUGGAAUGUCACGGUAUGUUCUUGAUGUAUAUAACAGUUCCAUUGGUAGUAAAUUCCCCAUCAGGUGGUCAGCACCAGAGGUUUUUUCCUAUAACCGCUAUAGCACCAAGUCGGAUGUAUGGUCAUUUGGAGUAUUGAUGUGGGAAGUAUUUACUGAAGGCAAAAUUCCUUAUGAGAAUCGGACAAAUGCUGAGGUGGUGGAAGAAGUCAGUGCUGGCUUGCGUUUGUAUAAACCCAGAAUUGCUUCCAAUACCAUUUAUAAACUUAUGCAACAUUGUUGGAAUGAGACGGAAAAUGACAGACCACCUUUUUCCCAACUGCUCGACAAUCUCAAUGAAAUUUCUGAUUCUGAUCAUUAAGAAUUAGUGGUUUUGAGAAGAUACAAAAAUAUACAUUUUUUUAAUCAUUGGGCAAAUGAUUUUAAUUUUAAUCAUUGGGCAAAUUCAUUAUCUACAUCUUGAAGGAGUAACCGAACUGCCACUGAGAUACUAAAAAGACUCUUGGCCUUCUGGAAGAAUUGAGAACCAAGAAAGUGGAUAGUAUACGAUACAAAAGAACAGUAGUGUGCAGUUCCCAUCCUGUUUCCAGUUAAUGGAAUAAUGAUGAUAUAGAUGAUAAUGAUAACAGUAGCAGUAAUAAGCUGAAGAGAACUGUUAGAGCCUAACAUGGAAAAUUAUUUAAUGAAACUGAUAAAGAUCCUCCAAGCUUGCUUAAAGCUGAAAGAAAAUAUUCAACUUAUUUGUAAAUGAACAAUUUCAAUAGCAGAUUGAAUGGAUUGACUGGAGAGACAGAAUGCAACAAAGAUAGGAAGGUUAAGAAUGUGGGUUAUUUUUUUCCAGUUUCAACUAAUAUAUCGAGAAAGGGGGGGUGUUAUGGAAUAGACAUCUUUGAUCUUCAUUUUAAUUUGGCUGCAGUGAAAUAAGGCCUUGUAUCAGAUACAUUGGAUCCCUCAUUCACUAUUUCCACAAUUACGCUGUUAUGGACAGAUUCAGGAGAUAUCUGAACUGAAGUACAGCUGAAUCCAUUAUCGGAGGCAGGGUUGAAGCUUUUUCUUAAUUUGUAAAUUUUGAAAGACAUUGAGCUUUUUGCCUAGAAAGGAGAAAAAAUAGUUCUACUUUCAAUCGAAAUUAAAGAUUUUACCCCCAAAACUAUCUUUUUUUCUUAGGGCUAAUCACCUUUGUUUGAUUGGUGUAAUUAUUUUCAUGCAAAAAAAUGUUGAAAACUCCCAUAGAGAUGAUGUGUUUUUUCUGAACACAAAUUUAGUUUUCUUAAGCUAAAGUUAGUAAUAGACUUUUUGUCAAUUUCAUCAAAAGUUGCCACAAAUAUAUAAAGGCAUCCACCAAUUUUUUGUGGGAUUGCCCGAGAUAUAAAGAUUGCUUUUACGAAGUUAUUCAGAACUAUUCUUAUCAACUUGGUCUGAUCUGUUUGUGACUGUAAAUGUAAUUCUUUUUUUUUGACAGAAAUAUAUAUUUAAC